AUGGCCACAACUCAUACCACUCUCCAAGCGCCCUUUGAGACAAUUUCCCUGGCAAGCAGGAGCCAGAAUGAAGAUCCCCCAGAGACUCGUCGGGCGGGGCGAGUCUUUGAAGCUGACCCUGCAUUCACGACAAGUCCAGCAUCACGUCGACUGAUCAUCUCGCUACUGGUUUGUGCAAAUACGAUCCAGUUCAUGUCCAAUUGUGUCACCAUCGCUGGCGGUCUAGCUCUGAGUAAAGAUCUGGGGCGUGAAUCAGGUCCCGGCAAGGCGAACUGGAUGGUCGCUUCGUAUCCACUCACUCAAGGUGCAUUCGUCCUGGUGACUGGCCGACUGGGCGCCAUCUACGGCCACUCCCAACUCACCCUUCUCGGCUGUGCAAUCUUCACCCUCUUCUCUCUCAUCAAUGCCUUCACCAAGACAUAUGACUCUUUCAUCGCCAUGCGCUCUUUGACAGGUGUUGGUGGCGGUGUCUUUAUGCCCAAUGCCGUCUCAAUUAUUACCACCAUGGUUCCACCAGGCCGAUCGCGAAACGUCGUUUUGGGUUUCUUCGCAGCGUCGCCGCCUCUCGGAGGAAUGAUUGGCGCAUUAUUCGCGGGUGUGUUUAUUGAUAAUGUGAAUUGGAUGUGGCUUUUUGUUCUCAUUGCUGGUAUCGCGGCUUUCAACCUGGCUUGGUUGGCGUACCUCAUGCCGAAGGAAACCCCAGUUGACAAGGGUGGGCAUAUCGAUAUUCCUGGAAUCAUCUUGGGACUGGGAAGUUUACUACUCUUUAACGUAGUAUGCAACCAAGCACCAUCAGCUGGAUGGAACGCGCCCUACGAGAUAGCCCUGCUGGUUCUUUCCGUGGUCAUGUUCCUUGCCUUCCUGCUCUGGGAGAAGCGUUAUGCCAAGGACCCCAUCAUGCCAUUGUCAGUCUUUCAAGCGCCGACCUUCACAGCUCUGGUCUUUGUUGUGCUCUUGAGCUACAUGGCAUUCGGAAUCGGGCUUUGGUAUUCAACAAGCUGGCAGUACCUCCUGCGCGGAGUAUCUGUCACCCGAAUUGGCAUUCAUUGGGUGCCAUUCGGGCUCAGCUCUGUGCUCGCUGUAUUUAUCGCAGCAUGGCUAAUCCCCCGCGUUGCAGCGCAAUGGAUCAUGGCGAUCGGUGUGACUGUUACUCUGGUUGGCAAUAUCCUCCUCGCGACAAUGCCAGUACAACAAACGUACUGGGCGCAGGUCUUCCCAGCCAUGGUUCUCUACGGUUUCUGCCCCGACUUGGUAUACGUCGCCGCACAAGUGAUCGCCAGCAACAGUGUCAAUCGUCGUCAACAGGGCGUAGCGAGUAGUCUGAUUGGAACUCUGAACCUUUACGGAAACAGUUUAGGUCAAGGCUUUGCUGGGACGAUUGAGACGGAGAUUGGAACAAACAACAACGAUGAGGUUAGAGGAUACAGGGCAGCUCUGUAUUUUGCGGCUGGCCUGGCACUGCUUGGCUUGGCUUUGGAUAUCUUGUUUGUCAGGGUGCCGAAGGAUCAGCGCGAAGGAUGGGAUGAUCCGUCCGAUAGCGGUGAACAAGAGCUGAAUGGCAUGACUACCGCUAUUGAGGGACGGGCCUCACUGCGAACUUGA
Fusarium oxysporum Fo47 is the source of this 1602-nucleotide messenger RNA. RefSeq names its product major facilitator superfamily domain-containing protein. NCBI's taxonomy places the organism in Eukaryota, Fungi, Ascomycota, Sordariomycetes, Hypocreales, Nectriaceae. Gene Ontology annotation, cellular component: membrane. Gene Ontology annotation, molecular function: transmembrane transporter activity. The transcript has 6 exons. The record is from RefSeq and is a predicted model, not a curated record. Gene Ontology annotation, biological process: transmembrane transport. The coding region runs from base 1 to 1602 and encodes 533 amino acids.